Hyalella azteca is the source of this 8495-nucleotide messenger RNA. RefSeq names its product tyrosine-protein phosphatase non-receptor type 23 (gene mop). Gene Ontology annotation, molecular function: protein tyrosine phosphatase activity; protein binding. The record is from RefSeq and is a predicted model, not a curated record. Gene Ontology annotation, biological process: protein transport to vacuole involved in ubiquitin-dependent protein catabolic process via the multivesicular body sorting pathway; protein dephosphorylation; endocytic recycling. Gene Ontology annotation, cellular component: endosome. Bases 33 to 6149 code for a protein of 2038 amino acids. The transcript has 23 exons. Lineage: Eukaryota; Metazoa; Arthropoda; Malacostraca; Amphipoda; Hyalellidae.
AGUGCUUCAGCGUUGAGCUUUGAUGCAGAAAAAUGGAAGCAGUUCCUCGCUUGCCUAUGCUCAAGCUUGAGCACAAGGCAUGCAUUGAUCAGCCCGUCUUCUCUAUAGCAUUAAAAAAGUACAUUCGGGAGCAUUACAAUGAAGAUCCCAGCUCAUACACCAGCGAGAUACAGGAGUUGGAGCAACUCCGUUCAAGCAUCACUUUUGCUCGACGUGACUUUGAAUACUGCAAUUCACUGCGGAAAUAUUUUUGCCAACUACGCUUCCUACUCUCACGCUUUCCCAUCAGCCAGCCUGAAACUGACAGUCUCAAUAUCACAUUCUAUUGGAAGGAUUUGUAUUCAGCCACUGUCCAUGAGGUGGCUGACAUUAGGUAUGAACAAGCAUCUAUACUUUACAACAUUGCAGUGUACCACAUGACAGAAGGUGCUGCUGAGAAUAGAAGCACUCCAGAUGGUAUGAAGAUAUCUUGCACACAUUUCCAGUGUGCUGCCUGGGCUUUUCAGCAUCUACGUGAGAAUUUUCUUCAAAGCAGUGACUGUGACCUCAGUCCUCAGCUCAUGUCCCUCUUGCACACCAUAGCUCUUGCCCAGGCUCAGGAAUGCAUUCUAGAGAAGAGUAUCUCUGACAAUAGAAAACCUAAUAUUAUUGCCAGGGUAGCCAUGCAAGUGGUGGAAUACCUGAGUGGAGUUGUGCGUGUCCUGGAGAGCAAGAGCAGCCCAGUCCAUGACAUCAUUGGUAGCAGGAGAGUCAAAACUUGGCUGCGGUACUGUCAGCUGAAGCAAGUGUACUACCACAGUGUUACUCAACUUUAUCUUGGACUGCAAGCCGAAGAAUUGCAGAAGAUGGGCGAGCGUCUGGCGUUUUUUAAAGAUGCCAACAGUAGACUUGCUGCAGCAGCCAAACUUGCCAAAAACAUGGACGAUGAAGAGGCAAUUCGUGAAUGCCUGAACUUUAGCCAUGAUGUCAUGGGGGGCAAGCUCAGCGCUGCUCAGAAAGAAAACGAGUUUGUCUUCCACGAGAAGGUGCCUGAUAUAUCGAGCCUACCUGAGGUGAAGGGUGCCUCUUUAGUGAAAGAAAUCCCAUUCUCAAUGACUGAUCCUGACAUCAGCGGACCUGACAUAUUCAGGAACCUUAUCCCCAUUGAAGCUCACCAAGCAUCAUCUCUCUACAGUGAAGAAAAAGCGUCUUUGCUGCGAAGUCUCGGUGCUCGGCUGCAGGAGAAGAACGAUGAACUGGAGGCAUUCCUUGCCAGCCUGCAGCUCGAGGACCUCCUUCUUGAUGAAGAUCCUGACGCUCUUCCUCAGGAACUUGUUUCCGCGUGCGCGGACAUGAACGCUCGCGAUGCGCUCCGGGAGCUCACGGAGGUCAUGCAAAAAGUUUCCUCGGCUCAUCUCACCAUCGCAGACAUGCUUGACCGGCAGGAAGCUUUGCUCGAGGAAGAAGAUAACCGCGCUGCAGAGUUCAGGACCAUCGUAGGUGACAAGAAGGCCCCCACGAACGUGUUGUCGGAGCUGCGUCGUGAGGGAGACAAGUGUCGCAGUGCCCUCAUGGCCGCCAACGACAGCAACGUGGCGCUGCACGCCGCUGUGGUGCAACACCGACCUACACUCACGACCCUGUCUCAACCUCUGCAGCGCGUCGCUAGCUCCUUGCCUUCAGUCGCUGCUGCCAUUACUCAACAGUCCGGUGAGAGUGGGAAGGAGGCUAAGCUGCAGAUAGAGCGUUUGAUGAAGAAAGUUGAGGAGAUGCAGCAGCAGCGCUGGAGCGUCGAGAAGCAACUACGCCAGAACCUCAUGGAGGAUGACAUCACUGGAACGCUUGUCACCGCUGACGCCGACAUGGCUGACAUUUUUAAAGAGCAUCUCCAAAAACACAACAAAGAGCUGGAGAUCCUGGAGAAGAACAUGCUGGCGCAGAACAAUAUCCUGAAGGCGCUGUCGGAGGCGAACGCAGCAUACGCGAGCACACGACGCGCGAUGAAGCAGACGAUGGCGGCGAGGCAGGCUGCCGUGGCCGCUCUCGUCCAGGCUCAUGCUUCAUUCACCUCCAUACUCGACAAAGCCAAGGAUGCCAAUCUCUUCUAUGAGAAACUCAACACUCAGGUUACUAAGCUGCUCAAGCGAACUGAAAGUCUCUUGAGCGUACAAGAAGAGGAAAGAACAAGCCGCCUUAAAGCCCAGGCAAAGAAGUUCUCUUCCACGCGACCUCAAGCAGCAGCAAUAAGUCAUGCGCCUUCUGCCAAGAAUGCGAUCAACUUCCCCACCCACGCUCCCCAUGCUCCUAUCCAGGGAGGUGACGAUCUUGCAUCUUAUGCUGGCAGCGGUCCCAAGUUGAAAGACGUCCUUAUGGCGAGUGGAGGAUACAAAGGACUUGGGUCCACUGUCCUGCCUGGGCAACCUUCCCCACAGCACGGAGGUUCAGCUUUCUCCCCCGCGAGCACUGGAUACCGCGUUGAUGUCUCUAGUGCUGCAGCGCUUGCUGCAAUGGCAUCAGCAACUACUGCUGCUGCUUCUAGUAACACUGGGCACACUUCCAUGGGGGCUACUCCGAGUAAUAUUAGGGAUUCGGGUUAUUCAAAUGAGAAUCAAGUUGCUGCUCAGUCUUCUUAUUUGCAGUCAUCCUCUCAAGUUCCUGGUGCCCAUUUCCAAACUCCAGCCUAUUCUUCUCAAGUGCCUGGAGGCUAUUCUCAGCCUUCAGCUGCGGUUAGUUAUGGCAGUUCUGUCGGAUAUCCAUGUUAUCCUCCAUCAGCUCCCUCUCCAGCUCCACAGCUGCCAUCUUCUCAUUUUUUAGCCGCAGUAAGCACUACUGGUAACACCCCUGUUUUAACUUCAUACCAAUCUUCCCAGUAUGCUGCUGCUGCUGCUCAGCACGCCGCAGCAGCUGGUGCACCUUCGUAUACUUCUCCUGCCACUACGGAAUAUUUUGCCUCUAAUUACACUACCGAUCCAUCAUUGUCUUCAAAACCGACCACUGCUACGCAUCCCUGUGCUACUGUGCCUUCUGCAGCUACAUAUCAGGCGUCUUCUGGGCCAAACACUUACCACACACAAGCAAAUUCUAGUUAUCUGGCGUCCAGUAUUGCUUCACCGUAUUAUUCCGCAAGCGCUUAUGGACAGCAAGUUGGCGCAAAUUUAGCAGCUGCUUCUAUACAGGUAACUCCAGUGACUGCUAGCGGGCAACAUCCUCAGACGAACAGCAUUCCUUCGUCGAUUACGAAUGAAGUUGCAGCAGCGAGUGGCACUAUUCCUAUUGCCACUAGUGGUUCUCACAUUCCUGCUCAAGGUUAUUAUUACAAUCAGCCAUAUGCGAGUGGAUUUACUCAGCCUCACGUCACUAGCUCUUCAGUGACUGGACAGCAGUUCCCUGCGAACGCGACUACACCAUAUGCCAGUGAGACACGUGCGAGCGUCCCUUUUACUACAUCACAAGUUUAUCCGGCACCUACAACCACUCUGGCUCAAUCUAACCCUAUAAAUGUGACAGGCAAUCAAUCAUCAUUACCUACAAAUCUGGCGUACCCAGCUGCUAUGGCGUCAUAUGCUACGCCUCAGCCAAACGUCUCAACUGUAGCUAGUUCAUCCUCAGCAAUACCUUCAAUGAAUUACGGAUCAGAUGGCAAAAACUUGGCUGCGGCUGGCCAAACUUCCUACCCAGGAUUUGCUCCAGGUUCAAGUACUAGUCAGCUGCAACCUCCGUAUGGCUCCUCUGCUCUUCAGUACCAGAGUGGCUCUUAUCAGGCCGAGCAUGCGUAUCAUACGCCGCAACAUCUCAUUUCUCCUUUCACGCCAAAUCAAUACCCAUCUGGCUCAGGAACUUACACUCCAAGUAUGUCAAUUGCUUCUAGCCUGAAAUCGUCUGUGCCCUACCACGUCCAAAGUAACACGUAUUAUUCAACUACUGCGUCAGCUACCUCUUCCGGCACAACUGUUGUGAACUCCAGCGAUGCAAUAGACGGUCGUUCACCAUACCGCCAUGCCAGUGCAACACCAGCAGUUCCGUCUUAUUUCUACGCCUGCGCUGGAGCUGGUGCUCCAAGCAGCAUGACUCCUUCAUCAACUGGGUCACCCCUACCAUCAGCUGGUUUUGGAGUCAAGGAGAACGGUGUAGCUGGUACUUCUACCACCCAGCCAUACCCGGCGUACCCAGCGUAUGCAAGUCAUCAGUACAGUGCUGGCGUUUAUCCUGUCCAACAACAACAAAUGAAUUAUCCUGGCCAGACACUGUACUCACAGACGUCGCAGCUGCCAUCAGGUCCAUCACAAACAAGCCAGCAAGCUCCAUUACCUGCAGUCACGAAGCCAUCAGAUGCUGCUCCUGCAAGCAAAGGAAUUUCGAAUCUCGAUUUACUCUCAGGCAUUGAAUUGGCGGGCCCCAGCUCUAUGUGGACACCACUCACUCCUAAGAGGUCUCAAGAUACUGUAACGGAGAAUUCUACUUCGUCGUCAGUCGUGACGACGGACGCAACUGUGCCAAUAACUUCAGUCGAGAGUGAAGUCUCGUCCUCGGCUAAGGAAGGAUGCCACUCGAGCGUCACUGAUGACGCAGAGUCUUCUGUCAGUAAAACAGACGCUAUCUCGAAUGCUGAAUCAGUGUCUGUUAAUGGAAGUGCUGAAAAGGUAGUGGUGCCGGAUAAGGGCUGCACGGACGCAAUUUCUACCAGUAAAGAAACAAUUUCCAUCUCCACCGCCGCCUUAAACAUGGCAGCUCUCGCGCAGAGCAAGAAAGCAGCGCCACCACAAGACCCCUUGGACGACGCUGGCACGCUGGCGGCUCUUACGUCAGACACAGAGCGCCUCCACAAAACUGUAGAGACGCUCGAGCGACGCAGUCUGAACGGCCCCACCAACCUGGAGGUGAAGUGGCGUGAGAUCCAAGAAGCCGUCGAGGCACGUUGCAAGAAAUCUACCGUCUCUGUUAGUCGAUGUUAUCCUCUCAAGAAUAGAUUCCCGGACAUUCUGCCUUACGACCACAGCCGCGUUGUACUCACCGAUGCUUAUGAUGACUACAUCAAUGCCUCGCAUGUGCAGCUGCGUGGAAGCCAUAGCUUCCCUGUGGUGGUCAGCCAAGCACCCACGCCCGCCACCGCAGCAGACUACUGGCUGAUGGUGUGGCAGCUGCAGACCGAACUCAUCGUGUGUCUUCAUACUUUACCUGAGAUCAAAAACGCGUCCUACUGGCCUGAGAGUCGCGGCACGCAACAGUACGGCGACAUGUCGGUACGAGAGCACAACAGCGGUGAAGGUGGUGGAGGGGCUUGGGUGCAACGACUCUUCCACCUCACCCGUACUUCCAACUCUGGAUCAUCCUCCUCUACUCGCGCUGUUAUUCAUCUCCAGUUCUUACGGUGGCCACCUGGCGGCAUGCCGAGCCACCCAAGUCCUGUACUGCAGCUGUGCAGUGAGGCGCUCUCGCUGCACAGGCAGCAGCGCGUACGGCAGCGCCCUGUGCUCUACACCUGCGUGCCAGGCGUCGGCCGCUCCUGUGUCGCCGCUCUUCUUACGGUCUUCCUCAACCAUCUACAUUCUGCCGGGAGCGUGUGUGACCUGCAGAGUUUGUGUGAGGACGCGUGCGUGGCUCGUCGUGGUGGCCUGCAAGACAAAGACUACCUCGCCUUCCUGUACUCUGCUGCACUCUACGCCGCCCAGGAACUGCUUAUGAAACGAGGAAUUUUAACAAAUAAAGCUACGUUUGAUGAAGGACCCAUCGAAAAAGGACAUCGUCAGCACGUACGCCAUCCGUCCGCCGAUCUGCUUGCUGCGAACUGCGACUUUAACCGCCUUAAAUCGAAACUUGGUCUCGGCGAGACAGAGGAUAAGGUUGGAAAUCCCACAACCGACCAAGAAAAUGAUGCUGCCAGCAAUGGAAACGGCGCUACCACCGAGAAAAAUGAAACAAGCCGUCCUAAGUCAGCCUCGCCCGCUUUAUCUAUUCCUUCUAUGGUGGGAGUCUCGCUGCCUCCGAACUUGGCUGCGAGUUUGGAUCCUCAGCAGCUUAAAAUAGAACCUGUCGCUCCCGGCAAAGGCGCUAAGAUCACCAAGGAAAGUUUCGAGCGGCCGCCACAGGCUGGUCUUGCCGGACGCGCGCAGGAUCCUGACGAUCCUCUCAGCUCACUCGACCCGCUCUGGACUCUCAAAAAGUCUGAGUGAACAUGAAUACAGCUUCAUAAUUAUUAACUUCUUGUCCAGUUAAUGAAUUGUGUUGCGACCGAGGCUCCUCCAUUCUUGACGUGUGACGGUGUGGGUCACGAACGAAUCAAGGCUGCAGCCUGAAUUUUAGUUAUCAAUCCCCGUUUGAAGAUGAAGUUGAUUGGUUGUCAUGCCAGACAGAGAACUAAAAGUGAUUGCAAUACAGUUUUCGGAAAUGCGCUUUAAUUUAAAAUAUAUGAGACUUAUUUAGGGAAACAUGUUCGUGUCACAUAUGCUGUAGAAGUGUUAUUUCUGCGUGCUAACUAUAUUUCUUGCAGUCGCGUGGUUCAAUAUAUGUAGAAUGUGCUGCGACUUCAUGAUCAAUUGCGUCAAUUGAUAGCAAAGCUGCAAAAGCCACGCAAUUGUGAUCGACCCUCGUCGUGAUUUUGAUUUCGUUUCAAAGAACAAUUGCAUAAGAAAAUAAGCGAAAAUAAAUGAUUCUAUACUUAUUUUUUUGCCAUGAAGCGACUUAUUUUGCUUGGUAUAAAGUUAGGAUAAAAAUGCUCAUAGGAAAAAAUAUAUUCCUUUCACUAUAAUUUUCAGUGAUUGAAUUGGUGUGUGUGUUUUUUUUCUGCUGUUAACUACAGAGUAUACAGACCGCGCAUCAAAUUAGGCAUCAACUUCGACCGUUAUUCCUAAUUGGUAUAUUGUGUCAAGCGUACCAGGUCUGGUAUUCUAACAACUUGUGGUAAUUUCUUUUAAAAACUUGAAAGUUUGUGGAUGCGAUAUGUAUUAGUGGAUUUCGGUGCUUCGGCAAUGCAGUGGUUAGCAUCGCUAUGGUUAGUUUGCCAGGUGCACUGGACCGAAGCUCAGCAGGCUAUGGUUUUAAUACUGAAGUUACGUGCCUGGGCUGCGAAUUCUAGUGUUGAGUAUCGAUCCUGAGGUUGUAGCUUUGUCGACAAGUGGCCUUGUUUGUUCUAGAUGGUAACGAGUCCGUGUAGAAUUUAACGAUUUCUUAGACUAAAUUUACUAGUGAGGUGUGUGAAGAAAUUAUUUGGCAGGUCAAUAUGAAUCAUUCCUUUUACUACGUAAGUUAGCAUGUUCAAUUUCUUAUUUCAAGUGCAACCGAGCAUGAUCCCCGCCAUCGAGCUCGGUUAGUAGAAACAUUGUUAUAAAAUUCCUUUGAUCCUCAUCUAUUUUAUAUGUUUUACUUGACUAUUCACCGUUCUCUUGAAAUGGAUCCUGUAUUUCUGGAGAUGAAGGCUGUAAUUUCAUGAGAUUAAGUCGUUUCGGCGUGCCAAUGUUUAGUGUUGUAUUAGCGCCAGAUGUUUGUGAACUAAUGAUCGAUGGGUGCGAUCGAACAAAGCAUUAUUUCGAUAUUGCUGCGUUAAAAGACUCUUUCUUUACUAGUUUCAUGCUUCAUAACUUGGCUCUAAAGCUUCAACUAUGAAAUAUACCUGACAAAUUUUCGAGCUUUACACGAUUGACGCUGUCGAGUCCAAUCGUUGGCGCAGCGGGUGCAGUUUUUCAUUGGUAGUUUCAUUCCCUACGUAAUCGUUUAUUCUGAAUAGAUUCUUUUAUUAAUUACUCCUCUCAUUAAAGUUUAUUAUUCAGAUUUUCCUAUAUUUCCUCUAGUUACUAGGCGUCGUAUUUGAGAUAUAAAAUCCUCGUUAUUGAUAUGUAUCCAUUUAGUUCGAUUGUUCCGUAUUUUAAAACCCGUAAUGCAUUUCUUUUUACCCUUGUCUUUAAUUGUAUUCAUAUUUCCUACGCAGUGUACUCUUAUUUAAUCACUCCUUAUAGUUCGUACUAAAAUGUAAGGAUUUGCGGCAGCAUGAAUAAUCGUGCUUGAUUUUGUAUCGCUUGAGUUUCCACGAUCCUGGAGCACCAAGUAGAAAUGCUGUUUUUUAGUUAAAAGUAAGUUAUUCUUCGCGCUUAAUUCCGUAUAGCGUUGUCUAUAUUAAUUUUAGUAACUCAGAUGAAAGGGCUCGGAUUUCUUGUGAAAACUUCACUUUACGUCUCUAAACGACAAACGUGAUUAUUUAAUUUCUUUCAUCGUAUCAUGACACUGGUACGAUGUCGGAGUCAUCGUCGUUUGUCUUUAAUAAGCUUCUCAAUUUGACAACAUUUAACCGUCUCGGUUCUAUGAAUUUAUCUUCAUGGAAAUCGGUAUUUGCUACAGCCUAUCCUACAAAUAUGAAACGAUUUCAAACGGUAUUUCUAAAUUAAUUCAUGAAGAAAUCCUUGCACAUUCAUAACUUGCUUUAUACAAAGCAAAUAUUAAUACUACAUACCUUCUUUCAUAUAACUGAAUAAUCUAAAAUGCAAAAAACAAACGAGUAUGAAGUAAAAAUGCUGCUGAUACGGAAA